AUGCAGAGUGAUCAGCUAUCAACUCGUACCACAUUGCAUUCAGACACUUUGUUUCUUCGGCAGCGAGGGACAGUCUCACCACUAAAAAUGCAACAACCAGUGCAGGCGCAAGCACAAGAAGAGGAGGGAGAUUCGUCUUGGCUGCAAAACGGUCUUGUCUGCUUGAACGAUUGCGUUUCUUUACCAAAAGUUUCAUUCAGUCCUAUCCAUUUGCCGACUGUCAGUGUGCCACGCGACAGUCGAAGUUCACCGCUGAAACGUUUUGGGACCAGUAGCAGCUCUCUUGAGGACUUGCUAAGCUACAAGACACCGCUUUCUCCGCAGCCCCCACAACUGGCCUUUGACGUGCUCACGAGUAGUCAUACUGUUGGCACCAACACCUCUUCGUUUAAACGCUACCCGAGUGAGACUGUGUCGUUGUCCUUUCAACGCAGCUUUGACAACGGGAUGACUGCUGGCUGCAUCACGGACAAGGAAACAACGACGGAAGACGCCAUGCUCCGCAGAAAGACGGAGAGUUCGUGCAUGCGAAGCUGUAUGCCACUGUCAUCUGCGGCCACGAUUUCACGCGUGGCUGUGGGCACACCAUCGCGGAGCCGGCCUUCCUUUUCGAGCUCCUUCGGUGAUGGCGGCAUACAACUUCCGCUUCUGCUGCCCACCUCCGAUGCUGCUGCUGCUGCCCCCACCACCACCGCCGCAGGUGGUCCACGCUCGCUGAGUCUGACACGGAGCAUGCAGUGGCCAAAGAGACUUGUCGUGGACGUAGCACACACAAUGUUGAAUGGGCACCGAAAUUCACAGGAGGAUGCAGUCUGUAUUCAUGAGCGGGUGAAUUUUCCGUCGGACUGCGUCGCACGUGAAGGGCUACAAUCGUAUUAUUCAUCGACUUACUCCCUCUACGGCGUAUUUGACGGGCACAAUGGGGACCGCCUUUCCAACUUGGCCUCUCUCUACUACCUCGAGCACGUUAACGAGGCCCUCCACAGGGCACCACCGACACUUAGCUUGUGUGAAGUGGCAACAACAACUACAAGAGUUAGUCGUACUGCUGUAGGUGGUGACACUGAUGCGCAUCCAAAGAUGGCCUCACCUGGGAGUGAUAUACCCCCACAGCGCUUCCUCAGCAAUGCACUGGUGCAAUCACUCGUUCACCUUGACCGGACGUUGUAUGAUACAACACCACCUAAUCAACGAGGUCGCUCAGGCACCACUGCGGGUAUUGCUGCGUUUUAUCACGGUACACCAAAGUCACCUGAUGGUCCUGUCCCGUGUUACCUUUCCCUUGCGAACCUUGGUGACAGCCGCGCCGUGCUGGCCCGCGUAUCGGAUGGUUGCGUGCUUGUAAGCACACACGAUCACCGUGUCUCGACUUAUCCUUCCGAGAAGGCGCGUGUGGAGCGAUGCGGUGGCAGCAUUGAGUGGGAUCGCGUUGAUGGCGCACUGGAGGUGACACGGUCGCUGGGGGAUUUUGUCUACAAGCUACCUCCAGAACAAUGGUUAGCGCAGCCGGGUUUCUGUGGUACACGUAUUUUUCGGCAGGACGGUAAAACACCACCUCUUGUAGAUGCCACGACACCUCUGCAUCAAGGCAACGCAGCUUCGUGCAGCCGCAACAGCGGAAGUAGGGGCGGGACAUUUGGUAGUGUUUCGGAAGACUCACCACAAUUUUCGUUGGGUUCAUUUGCCAGGAGCUUACAAACAACGUCGUUGCAGCUGAAAGAUGGUGACGUGGGGCAAGAUUGUGUGGAGACCGGCCAUUUCUUAAUAAAUAACGUCGUGAGCAAUGUGGCAGAUGUGUAUGAGGUGGAAUUGAAAGGAGACGAGUUUCUUGUACUCGCCUCGGAUGGGGUGUGGGAUUGCAUGGACACGGAGGGGGUCGUUGAGUUUGUGCGCACACGCCUCCUCAAGUCGGGUCUCCUAUGCGAGAGCAACUUCUCACAGCCGCAACUGCUCUUGCCCACAGCCGCAGGCUGCCCCACCGCGAUUAGCAGCUCAAGUAGGUUCUUGGAGUUCCCGCGCACCGUGGAGCACACGCCACCGCCCUCUUGCUUUGGCAGCGCUUCAGAAGUCACAGAGUCGAAAAGUCCUCUUCUGCCGGCACGAGUUUUCUCAGAUGCGGGGGUUCGGAGCAAGCAGGAUGACGAUGCCCCGUCAAGUUACUCCACCCCGCCGCCGCAGUGCGCCAUUAGCCGGUGGGGGGAAAAGGAUGGUUUUUGCGGCACAUCGCGCAGUUGCGUAGGACCACGGCGUGUGCUGCAGGCGGUGGCAAACAGUUUGGCUGACCACGUGGUGCACCGUUUGCACAGUGCUGACAAUGUGACGUUGUUCCUUAUGCUUUUCCGUCGUGAAGAGUGA
This is a messenger RNA of Trypanosoma rangeli, 2355 nucleotides long. RefSeq names its product putative protein phosphatase. Gene Ontology annotation, molecular function: protein serine/threonine phosphatase activity. The transcript has a single exon. Gene Ontology annotation, biological process: protein dephosphorylation. Lineage: Eukaryota; Euglenozoa; Kinetoplastea; Trypanosomatida; Trypanosomatidae. The coding region runs from base 1 to 2355 and encodes 784 amino acids. The record is from RefSeq and is a predicted model, not a curated record.